GCUCCGGGCGCAGCCUCCUGCGGGCGUCCCUCUCCAUGGAGGGGGGACCGGGGGCGCCCGGGGCCGACAGCCCGAGCCGGGCCGUGGAGUACCUGCUCGAGCUCAACAACAUCAUCGAAAGCCAGCAGAAGCUGCUGGAGACCCAGCGGCGCCGGAUCGAGGAGCUGGAGGGGCAGCUGGAGCAACUGAGCCAGGAGAACCGGGACCUGCGCGAGGAGAACCGGGAGCAGCCCAGCCGGGAGCGGGAGGGGCCGUGCCACCAGCACCCGGGCCGGGAGUACGAGAACCGGACACAGCGGGACGGGCAGUUCCAGAACCGGACGGAGCGGGAGGGCCAGUUCCAGAACCGGACAGAGCGGGACGGCCAGUUCCAGAACCGGACAGAGCGGGACGGCCAGUUCCAGAACCGGAUGGAGCGGGACGGCCAGUUCCAGAACCGGGAAGGGCAGUACCAGAACUGGGAAGGGCAGUACCAGAACCGCGGGGAGCGGGACGGGCAGUACCAGAACCGGGAGGGCCAGUACCCGAAGCGUGGGGACGGGCCGUACCAGAACCGGGACAAGGAGCGAGAGCCGCACCCCGGGAACCGCGAGGGGCCCUACCAGAACCGGGACGGCCACUACCGAGACCAAUGCCAGCUGCACCGAGACAGCGGCUCCCUCCGGGAGCGGAGCGGCCCCCACCAGAACCGAGACAAGGAGCGGGAGUACCCCCGCCCGCCCCGGGAGAGGGAGCGGGGCCCGCUGAGCCGGGGCGUGUCGCGGAGUUCCAGUCCCGGAGCCGGCGGGGGCCACAGCACCAGUGCCAGCACCAGCCCCGCCACCACCCUGCAGAGAAAGUCCGACGGCGACAACUCCCGAACCGUCAGCUGGUGCCCUCUUGCUCUGGCCCUCGUGCGCCGAGCCCGUGUCGAGCCAGGACUCGGGGGCGCUGGGAGACCCGCCAGCUUCGUGACGGGGCAGGGGCUGGUGGUCGUACCGUAA
Messenger RNA from Malaclemys terrapin pileata, 983 nucleotides. RefSeq names its product IQ motif and SEC7 domain-containing protein 2-like. The transcript is spliced from 3 exons. Bases 36 to 983 code for a protein of 315 amino acids. Lineage: Eukaryota; Metazoa; Chordata; Testudines; Emydidae. The record is from RefSeq and is a predicted model, not a curated record.